AUGUCCUCCUUCUCUAGAGUAGCCCAACGGUCCUGCGCAGCCACGGGCAGACGGCUGGCUGUCAAGACUUCGUCUCUCCGAACCUCCUUCAACGACCGGUUUGCGUCUACCAUCGGUGCUGGAAGUGGCAAGAUUCACCAGGUCAUCGGUGCUGUCGUAGACGUCAAAUUUUAUGGUGCCAAGUUGCCUGCCAUCCUGAACUCUCUUGAGACGGACAAUAAUGGCCAGAAGCUUGUGCUCGAAGUCGCCCAUCUCGGUCAGAAUGUGGUCCGCUGCAUCGCCAUGGAUGGUACUGAGGGCCUCGUCCGCGGCGCUAAGGCAACAGAUACUGGUGCCCCCAUUACCAUCCCCGUGGGCCGUGCCACACUGGGUCGUAUCAUGAACGUCACUGGGGACCCAAUCGAUGAGCGCGGACCCAUCAAGACAGACACGUUCUUACCUAUUCAUGCGGAGCCGCCUUCUUUCACUGACCAGUCCACCUCUGCCGAAAUACUAGUCACUGGUAUCAAGGUCGUGGAUCUGCUCGCUCCCUACGCUCGUGGUCUGCAGGAGCGCAUUACCACCACCAAAAAGGGAUCUAUCACCUCAGUUCAGGCUAUCUAUGUACCCGCCGACGACUUGACAGAUCCUGCCCCCGCCACUACUUUCGCUCACUUGGACGCCACCACUGUUUUGUCCCGUGGUAUCGCUGAGUUAGGUAUUUAUCCCGCCGUUGACCCUCUCGACUCCACCUCCCGUUUACUUGACCCUCGUAUUGUUGGCCAGGAGCACUAUGACAUUGCGACCCGCGUCCAGCAGAUCCUGCAGAAGUACAAGAGCCUUCAGGACAUCAUCGCUAUUCUGGGUUUUGACGAACUGUCUGAGGCCGAUAAGCUUACUGUCGAUCGUGCUCGGAAGAUCCAGCGCUUCUUGAGCCAACCUUUCGCUGUCGCUGAAGUCUUCACUGGCAUCGAGGGUAGGCUAAUUGACCUGAAGGACACCGUCGCCUCGUUCAAAGCCAUCCUUAACGGUGAAUGUGAUGACCUGCCCGAGGCUGCCUUCUACAUGGUCGGUGACCUGGCGUCAGCUCGAAAGAAGGGUGAGAUGAUUAUGGCGAGUCUGAAGAACGAGUAG
Beauveria bassiana ARSEF 2860 is the source of this 1113-nucleotide messenger RNA. RefSeq names its product ATP synthase beta chain, mitochondrial. Gene Ontology annotation, molecular function: ATP binding. The record is from RefSeq and is a predicted model, not a curated record. Gene Ontology annotation, biological process: proton transmembrane transport; proton motive force-driven mitochondrial ATP synthesis. The transcript has 6 exons. Bases 1 to 1113 code for a protein of 370 amino acids. Lineage: Eukaryota; Fungi; Ascomycota; Sordariomycetes; Hypocreales; Cordycipitaceae.